AUGGAAAUACAUCUUUCCUACGGGGAUCUUGCCACCCAACCGCUUGAGUCAGCGGUGACGGAUCCCGCACUCGUCCGCUCGCUCGACUUGUCGGGGAACAACAUCAGCGCAGAGAUACUUGUUGAGAUUGUGGACAAGUACAUUAAUGGCAUGAAGAGCCUGGGGGAGCUGGAUAUCAAGGAUAACAAGAUAGGCUCCCAAGGCGCGAAGUACCUUUGCAACGCCCUCAUGAAGCACUGCCGCGAGCUGAAGUAUCUUGAUUUGGGCGAGAAUGGCAUCCUUGACCAGUCGCUUUUGGACGUGGCAUACUUACUGCAAGAGCUUCGCCUUGAAACACUUUUUUUGCUCUCUAACCACCUAACCCCACGCGGUAUACCGACUCUCUGCGACGGCAUUUGCUCAAGUAGGUAUAUUCGGGAGUUGUCGCUAGCGUUAAAUGUCCUCGGUGACCGCGGCGCCUCCAUGAUCGCCGAGGCCUUAAUGGGGCAUCCGUCUUUACGUUCGCUGGACAUCAGUGAUAACCAAAUUGGUGAUGCAGGGGCGGUGAGCGUGGCGAGGUAUCUUAUUCUGCCCUCCAACUCGCGGCUGCAGUCGUUGAAUCUUUCCGUCAACUGCUUUGGCGAUGUGGGACUCGUGGCCAUUGCCGAGGCGGUGGAAAAGACGCAAAGCACGCGGCUGGCUCGCCUGGACCUUGGGGGAAACUACCGGGUUGGGCCUGUCGGGCGACGGGCGUUGAUUAAGUGUGUAUCAUCUAUGCGGCACCUUCAGUCGCUGGACCUGUGCUCUUGUCAGCUCACCGAUGAAGAGGCGCAAGAGCUUGUGGUGGCUGUAUCCUCUCGCAACUGCGGGAUCAAGGAACUUGAAUGGUUCAACAAUCCGGGGAUGGAGCUGGGGACCGAGAAGGCGCUUCACGAGGCACUAGAAGCAAAGAAGGCCGCUUUACAGGUUGAGACAGAACGUUGGCGUCAGUUGCAGAUCCUCUCCAGUGUUCUGCUGGGGGUCUCAUUGCUGGGGGUCAUCGCCAUUGCGCUCCGACAGAGACGCCUGCGGUGGGUCCUUUAA
Messenger RNA from Trypanosoma rangeli, 1062 nucleotides. RefSeq names its product leucine-rich repeat protein. The transcript has a single exon. Gene Ontology annotation, biological process: nucleocytoplasmic transport; activation of GTPase activity. The record is from RefSeq and is a predicted model, not a curated record. Gene Ontology annotation, cellular component: perinuclear region of cytoplasm; nucleus; cytosol. Lineage: Eukaryota; Euglenozoa; Kinetoplastea; Trypanosomatida; Trypanosomatidae. Gene Ontology annotation, molecular function: GTPase activator activity; small GTPase binding. Bases 1 to 1062 code for a protein of 353 amino acids.